Molecule: messenger RNA, 1074 nt
Organism: Capsicum annuum
Lineage: Eukaryota; Viridiplantae; Streptophyta; Magnoliopsida; Solanales; Solanaceae
Product: peroxidase 60
Exons: 2
Coding region: 1-603 (200 amino acids)
Biological process (GO): response to oxidative stress
Molecular function (GO): peroxidase activity; heme binding
Source: RefSeq, a predicted model, not a curated record
AUGCUACAGAGUGGUGGAAAAUGGUACAAUGUUGAAACAGGUAGAAGGGAUGGGAAUGUUUCCCUUGCAUCAAAUGUGAAUCUUCCUCCUCCAUUCAUUUCAGUCUCUGAUUCCAUCAAACUAUUUGCCAGCAAAAAACUUACUCCAACGGACAUGGUUUAUCUUCUAGGUGGCCACACAGUUGGAAUUGCUCACUGCUCACUCUUCCAAGAUAGGCUAUACAACUUCAACAAUACAGGUGGUCCUGAUCCAAACAUGAGCAAAUGGCUACUGUUUGGAUUAAGAAUGAAGUGUCCUAGAGGUGCAUCCUUUGACAACAUUGCUCCUCUUGAUGUGAGGACUCCAUCUUUUGUAGAUAACUCAUUUUUUGAGCAAAUUCAGAGGGGAAAUGGGGUUCUUCAAAUUGAUCAACAAAUAGCAUUGGAUGAAUUGACAAAAGGUAUUGUGGAUGGUAUUGUCAAAGACCCUGAUUUCUACACUAAGUUUGGAGAGGCCAUGGUGAAAUUGGGUAGAGUUGAAGUGCUAACUGAUGAACAAGGAGAAGUGAGGACAUCAUGUAGGGUUGUGAACAAGAAGACAUCCUCUUUUGGGAUUUUCAAUUAGCUCAAAUAUUUUUUUGUUAACGUAUUCUCUAUGUUGUUCGGACCCUCCAGAAAUAUUGUCACACUCGUGUCCAUGCCUAAAGAAAAUGCAUCCCCUUUGGAUGAUCUAACACAUGCGUCGCAGUAUAUUUAAGAGUUCAAAUAACAUAGCUUAUUCUUUAUAGUUAUUUGCUUAUGAUAAGUUUUCUUUUGUUUCAUUUUUCUUUUGUAUUUGAUUGGUGUGGAUGGGGUGGGUCUAGAGACUCUUCCUUCAUUGAUUCUUCGGCAUUUGAAAUUUGAGUAUCGCUGUACUUUUUUGCUUGUAUGAUUUUUUUUCCUUUUUGUGUAUUAUGUUGUAAUUUGAUUGAUUCUUAAUGAAACGAUUUUCAGAUCACUGAAACAAAAGUGAAUGUAAUUCUUAUCUACCUUGCUGUCAUGCCAUAUUUCUUCUUUUUUAAGCCAGUAUUGAGAAGCAUCUUAAAGAACAUACAUA